AUGUCCUACCAUCCUUUGUUUGACUCAGUGGCAGUGGCAUUACUGUCCAUCGCCAGCCUUGCAUUCACAAAACCAUCGUCUGGCCAGCGCGUUGGCUGUCUCGCUGUGUUGAGCUUGUUGACGUGGCACUGUGUUGUGACGUGUCCAACAUACAUCAAUAGGAGCUCUUGGGCAGCUUCAGUAGGAGGUUACACCCUCGGACUCCUGUUCCACUAUCUCGAUGUUGGCGUUCUGAGCAGAUGGAACUUCGAGCUGCAAGGGCCUGUCAAGGAUCUUGCCAAAGGGCCUCUCACACGACACGCAAAAAAUCGUGCUGCAGGCAAACUUGCGACUACAAGACAGAAAGACAGCCGCUUCUCUUUUCUCGCGAGGCUCAAGUUCGGUUUCUUGGUCUUCUGCUCAUGGCGCUUCAUCGAUACACCGUACCAGGUCCGAAACGUUCCCGUUCUGGGAGAGAAUAUGCGCCGUAGCCGUACUGCCUUUCUCAUGCACACCGGCACAACUAUAGCGGUGUGCUACCUGCUUCUGGACGGCAUGCACUUAUCGCAAGAUCCCCAGAUCGCCGAGAAGUUCUUCUCGGUGGAGAAGGCGGGCUUGUUUUCCCGUCUUCAUUCGGUGACGCUGGAGGAAUUGUCCAUUCGUUUCUUCGCGGCUCUCGCUCUUGGGGUGAGCCUUGUUUCUGUUCAACGCGGCGUGUACUCCAUUCUGUCUUUUGUUUGUGUUGGAUUAGGGAUUAGCGAUCCGGAACAGUGGCCUCCUUUUAACGGCAAUAUAUCGGAGGCUUGCUGCCUGAGAAAGUUCUGGAGUUCAUUCUGGCACCAGAUGAACACCCACAGGCUGCUCUCAGUUGCCAAUUUCUUGCUUUACGAAGUUUUACGUGUCCCUCCAGCUUUCAAAGGCAGCACUGCUGAAAAAUUCCUCGGCGCCUGGAUGGUCUUCUUUGUCUCCGGCAUUUUCCAUAUCGGACUAGAUGUUUCUGCUGGUAUACCCGCUACAGAGUCCGGGGCACUGGCAUUCUUCUUGAUACAGCCGCUGGGAAUUGUUAUGGAGGAUUUGAUUAAAUUGGCAACAGAGCCGCUGUUUAAGCGCUUCCCGUUUCCCAAUUUCACCAAUCGCUGUUUGGGAGCUCUCUGGGUUAGCUUAUGGAUGGCAUGGACCGCGCCAUGGUAUAUGUAUCCAAUCCUGGGAAAGGGGAGCGGAGAUGACGGUGUUAUUCCAGUAAGCAUAAUACUGUACACGAAGCGUCUUCUGAAUUGA
Diaporthe citri is the source of this 1257-nucleotide messenger RNA. RefSeq lists its product as uncharacterized. The record is from RefSeq and is a predicted model, not a curated record. The coding region runs from base 1 to 1257 and encodes 418 amino acids. Gene Ontology annotation, biological process: lipid metabolic process. NCBI's taxonomy places the organism in Eukaryota, Fungi, Ascomycota, Sordariomycetes, Diaporthales, Diaporthaceae. The transcript is spliced from 3 exons.